CCGCGACCUGGCUCACACAGCAGAGUGAAGGCAUGGCUCCCCUGCGGGUGUUGGAGCUGUAUAGCGGUAUUGGGGGCAUGCACUGCGGCCUGGCAGGUAAACACCAGCGCUGUGGCUGCUGGGUAACACUCUCAAUUCAAAGAAAUCCCCAAAAGUAUAGUUAUUUUUCCACUUCAUUCUGCACAUGUCCCUUCCAUUGUUAACUUGUGUCUUCCUGGCCUGAAACUGUCCACUGUAUGUAAAUAUACACAGCAGGGUUCUCCAAACUCUGGCCCUUCAGAUUAUGCUGAACUACAACUCCCAUGAUUCUCAGCCUAUCUAUUCCAUUCAAAGAAUCAUGGGAGUUGUAGUUCAGCCACAACUGGAGGGACAGAGUUUGGAGAACCCUGAAUACAGAGUAUUGGCUUUAGUACUGGGUGGGUGCUGUGAGGAUGUUAGUGUGAAAGGAUUGCUGUCCCAUACAGCUACAUUAUAAGCAGCAGCGCUAUAUGACAAUAUUCAGGUGUUACUGUCAUGGUAAAGCACAAAAUAUAAGUGCCUUUAUUGAAGGACUAUGCUCUGCCGAUUCAACAAUCUUAUGCAUGUGCACUUUAAAAAAAAAAAAAAUAGUAUCUUGUAAUAAUAAUUAAUAGUGACAAAUAUGUUACCUAAGGUUAUGGAACAUUUUUGAAAAUUGACAGAUGCAUUGAGAGUUCAGAAUUCUACAUGAUCUGUAUGGAUAUAGUAUCAAUAUUGUCCUUUAUUAUAUAGAAAAAUCCUCAAAUGCUGUUUAAAAUUAAAAGCUUUUUGGUGCCUUGUUAUUAUUUGUAGGCAUUGUGAUUGUUGUGUCAUAUGAUGAAUAAGUACUGCUAAAGGUCUAUCCCCAUGCAUGCUGUUCUGCUACCUUCCAGUCAAACACCUUUUUAAAGUUCUGGGCGGAUGCACAGUUUAGAGCAGAGGUAGUCAACCUUUUAAUACCUAACGUCCACUUUUGUAUUUUUGUUGAUGGUAAAAUUUCCUUACUGCCCCAGUAGCUAAUUUUAUAUCGCAAGUGAAAUUUUAAACAAUUUUUUUUUUUUUUUUUAAAUUAGGGUUUUCUUUAAAAUGUACUUAAAUUUAUCUAUUUUUUUUUUCCUUUUUUUAUUCUCCUUUUUUUUUUUAUGUGUGUCUGUGAAGUGCUGUAUGUGGGUGUGAGGGGGCAGUCUUUGUGUGAGUGAGGGGUGGAGUGUGUGUGUGUGUGAGCAGUGUGUGUAAGGGAUGUGUGUGAGGGGGCAGUCUGUGUGAGGGAGCAGUGUGUGUAAGGGAUGUGCGUGAAGGGGUAAGGGAUGUGUAUGAAGGGUACAUAAGGUCUAUGCUUUGUGUGGGUGUGUGAGAUGUAAAAAUCUAUAUUAAUGUCCUCCUCCCUUCUUUUUACCUUUUACCAGGGAGGGGGGACAUAAUGCUGCAAUCCCUGGUGGUCCAGUGAUGGCAUGUUCACGUUACCCUGCAGCUCCUCUGGCUGCAGACUGACACUGCUGUCUUCCUGGGGGCAGAGCACUGUAUUGGAGCAUUGUCAUGGUAACACACGUCACCGCUCUGACCAUCCUGUUCGCGGGAGGAACACAGAGCCUCCAGGCCCUUCCCUCCCUCUGCUGGAAGUAUCUUUGAUCUCCUCACCAGCCGAGAGGGCUUACAGCAAGGCUAACUCUGCAUGGGCUGGCAGUUUAGAUGAAAGGAUCUCCCCUGCCGACCUUGGUCCACGGCCAUCGAGGCCCACUGGGCGUUUUCUGCAGAACCCACCACCGCCCACCAGGUUGACUACCCAUGGUUUAGAGGGUCUGUUGGCUGCUAGUGGCAGAUCUCUUCCUAACCAGGACUGUCUCAUUUUGGUCUAUACUUUUCCAUAAACCCAUGUCCACCUAAUUUUACCACAUUACACUGACAAUAGCUCCACGCUGCAGCCACAAAGCCUCUUUAUGCACAAACAUACCAACGCUAAUACUUGGAUACAUACACCCCUGUGAUAUAUUUCUAUCCUGUGCAGAUCUCAGUGUGUAUGGAUUCCCAAUGAUGUUAGAUCCCUUCCUCCCAACAGUCUAAAGGAGUCACAUAGGAAUGAAGAGUCAGCUCCAUUAUUACUCAUUACUUAAAGCGGCACUGUCAUGGCUGAAUCCCGUUUUUUUUUUAACCCCCCUCCCGACUCCACUACAUUUAAUUGACCCCUUAGUCACCCCCAAAUGUCCCUAAGCCCCCCAUAUUACCUAUUUUUUUAUCUUUAUUUUCUGCCCUGAUCUAUAUUCAGGGCGCCACCAUCUUUAUGUCGGUAGAUGAAGUCCCUGUGGGACACGUCAUCUGCCCACACUAGACAGACUGCGAGAUUCCCGCACAUGCCCAGUGAAACACUUGGGCAUGCGAACGGGAAUUUCAUCUAUUCAUUCAUUCGUCAGAAAUCUGAAUGAAUGAAUAGAAAAAUCAGACGAACAAACUAACACUAUGUAUCAGUGUUUGUUUGUUCGUUCAGUUUAUUACAAGGAGGGAGCUACCGGCUCGCAGUUCCGUCCUUGUAAUAUGUAAAGAUAGAAGCGUCAGGGAGCAGUGCUCCCCGCCACUUCCUAAGCCCCCCAUGUCCUCCCUCACUCUAUGGGGGUCAAUAUGACCCCCAUAAUAGCAUAAGGGAGAUUAAAAUCUCUCGAAUGCCCCUACUCGCUAUACCGCGAGUAGGGGCAUGUCUACUAAACAGUGAGCAGCCUGUGGCUGCUUACUGUAAAAAAAACACUACUAUCCGGCUCCCACCCCUGCGCAGCGGGUAGGGGCCCUAAAUAACAAAAAGGGGGGGGACCUACUGUCCUCCCACCUGACCCCCACCCCUGCGCGGUGGGUGGGGGCCAUAAAGUUAAUGAGGGGGGGCCCUACUGUCCUCCCCCCCGGCCCCCACCUUUGAGCGGUGGGUGGGGGCCAUAAAUUACAAUGCGGGGGACCUACUGUCCUCCCCCGGCCCCCACACUUGAGCGGUGGGUGGGGGCCAGGGGGGAGGAGAGUAGGUCCCCCCUCAUUAUCUUUAUGGCCCCCACCCACCGCUCAAGGGUGGGGGUCGGGGGGAGGACAGUAGGUCCUCCCCCCUCAUUAUCUUUAUGGCCCCCACCCACCGCUCAAGGGAGGGGACCGGGGGAAGGACAGUAGGUUCCCCCCAUUGUAAUUUAUAGCCCCCACCCACCGUGCAGGGGUGGGGGCCGGGGGGAGGACAGUAGGUUCCCCCCGAUUGUCCAUUAUGGGCCCCCACCCACUGCUCAGGGGUAGGGGCCACUAUGUUGUUUUUUUUGUUUUGUUUUACAGUGAGCAGCCACAGGCUGCUCACUGUAUACUAGACAUGCCCCUACUCGCGGUAUAGUGAGUAGGGGCAGAUCAUUUACUAAUACUAAGUAAUCUUUACUUAGUAUUAGUAAAUGUGUCUGAAAGACCAGUUUAGGUCUUUCAGCCUUUUGGUAGAUAACUCCCUGAUACCGUGGGACAGCACGAAUAGGAUCGGAGUUUCAUUCAUUCAAAUGAAAUUCCGAUACGAACAAAGUGCCGAAUUGAGUUCUAAAACAACCGAACAUACUGUUCUCAUUUAGUUAGAACGCAAUUCGGCAGUUUCGUCUAAAAUGACAUGAAGCAUCGUGGGAACACAGAGGAAAGGUAAGGAUCAUGGGAAAAUUGCUCUGACCAACGGAAAUGAAGCACACUUUGCUGGUCAGAGCUGGUCAAGCGGAGGAAUCCUCCAUAAGGCAAAGAGUCCCUACUUUGUCUUAUGAUUUUAAAGAAAACUAAAGAGGACAGGAAGAAAAGAAGAACAGAUCCUGGGAGAGGGGGAGAAGAGGAAGAGAUUGAGGAAAGGUAAGUUCGGCAUGACAGUGCCGCUUUAACUUGGGGAGGGAAUGUGUCUGGCUGGAUAUUUCUAGUUGUGUGGGCCUGGCUAUGUUUGUCUGACAGGGAUAUUCACUACAUUGUAAAUUGUCAAAAAUUCAAAGUGGAGUUCAAAUUUACAGGGAUACGUCAAGCACCAUAAACACUACGGUGCACCCUCCCAGAGUAAGAAGUCCAAAGGCUUAAGAGCAGUUUGGGAUCUUACCUGGGACCUGCUGGGGAUCCCCUCCAUCUACCCUGCUUCUGGAGGCUCCUGACAUUGAGCUAAGCCUAAGUGUGUAGGGCUGUGGGUACUCAGCUGUUGUUCCCAGCCAAUUUGUUUGGCCCUGCAUAGCUGGGCUUAGUUUAGUUGAGCGACCUGGACGCACGUUGCAGGAGCUUCCAACUGCAAGUGAAAUUUGUAUGCAAUAAACAAAUUUCACUUGCAAUUACAGUUAUUUACAUAGAGCCAACAUAUGCCAUAGUGCUGUACAUUAUGGAAAAGGGAGAAAUAUUUAAUUGUAACAUGACAUACGGGAACAGUAAGUGACGAGGGCUCAUAUGAGCUUACUUGCGGGUGUCAAAAUUGGGCUGUGGGAGCUUAGCAUGAAGUGUGCGUGUGUGCACACAAGUUUGUUAGGAAAGGGGUUCACUGGAGAAUUGCUAUUUACCGGUAAAUGCAAAAGUGGAAAAACACAAAUAACAUAUAUAUGCUGAAUACUAAUUAUUAUAACUGUCAUGUAUCAUAUGUUGUAUUGCUGACACAAAACCACUGAUCCCAAAUUCUACUAACGAGUGCAGCUCAGGUUUGCUAUCUUGCUAUGGCAUUGUUCCAGUCCUGUCAUACAAAUUCAGUGAAUUAUUACCAUCCAUGAAGAUAAGAUUAGUUUAUUGAGCAUUACUGAAUUGUAAUGAAAUGAAAAUAAAUAUGCAACAUUUAGGUAAGGGGACACUGUGGGAACCAAGACCACUUCAGUUUAUUGAAGUGGUCUGGGUGCAUCGAUGCACAUUAGGUCUCCCCCACCGGCUUACUUCAGCAGGGAGAAGUGAAAGUGGACCCGAGCCAGCACCAAGGUAAGUGACAAAAGGACCCAGGUAAAUGACAAAAGGGCGCUGGACCCAGGUAAGUGACAGAAGGGGAUUAAUAUCCCCUAUUGCAUCAUGGGGGAGGGGUCUUGAUAGAGGGGGAAGCAAUAGUGUCAGGAAAAUGAGGUUUUUUUUCCUGGCACUACAGUUUUCCUUAAAAAAAUAAAUAAAAGCAAGGAGUUACUCAUAUCAUAACCCAUGCAGUGACCCUGCACGGUUAGUAUACGGUUGCCUUUAGCAUUAGUCUUUAUGCUAUUGUUUUUCAAAAGCAUUUUUCCCUUUUUUUGUGAGUGAAUCGUUAUAAGCGUAUGGGAACACACUUAUCAAGUUUGUAUACAAACAAGGACUCUCCCUACUGCAAGGACAUGUAACGUUGGGAAUGCCAAUGUUUGCAAACUACAUUAGAGUGAUGUGAAACUAACUUCUAUUUGCUUAAAAAAAAUAAAAGUUAAAAUCAUAAUUUUACUGUCAAAAACAAGUAUGUCAUCUUUAACGGACCGCUAAAGUCACCCAGGCUAAUUGUGGUCAUGCAGAGCUAAUUUGUCACACUUUCUAACAUUGCCCUGAGAUCGCAUCUUAAGGAAAAAAAAAUGCUUUCAAAGAGCAUUGCUUGUUACAUUAUCAGCAUCUGAUAAAAAGGCUAUUUUCCAUCAUUUGAGUAGAAGCCAUUCUACCCUAAAUUUCUUCCGUGAAUUUAUGUAUUCAGGCCGUAAUUCAUAGUGACUGAGCUUAUGCUUAACAAUUAAGAUGUUAAAGCCGCCUUUGAAAAUGGUCUCCAUCUAUUCCACAGUUAACAGAUUCCAUAGGAAUAUCCUUGUGUGUCUCAUUCCAGUUUUUUAGCUGGUAUUCUCAUGCCCAAUUAUAGGGUCACGAUUCAUUCCCUGCGGGUGCGAGCUCUUCCACUUUCCACACCUCUCUGGAUGGCAAAUUAUACUUUCUUUCUUAUUUCCAUUUCUUAUUGAUAUGUCUAUGUCUAUUACCUAUUAUGUCGUUCCAAAUUGGGGAUUAGCUGUUGAACCGUUUACCUGUCUUCUCUGUUAGACAUACAGAUAUACUUGAAAAAAUUGAAUGCCUGUCUUUAAAAAAAAAAAUAUAUAACAUUAAAAAAAAUUGAAUAUUGUAGGCUGUCUCUCACUACAAUAUCAUCUGUUCAUGUUCCAGAAUCCCCACUAUUAUUCGGCUAUCUUGCUGUCUCUCUAAAAGUUCUAUUUUUAGGCAUUAAUCCUGUCUCACUAAUUAAAUUACUUUGGGAAAAAGUCUGCAUUGAGUGAGCAUCUGCAUGGCAGGGAGUGUGUGUGAGAAUCAUCAUCUAAAUACUUUCUUAGCAUCAAGGCCAUCGGACGUUGACUGCUGUUAUACUGACUUAACCACAUUUUUUGCAGAUGUUGUCAUACUGCCCAGUAGAACAUAUGGUUCUUAUAACCUCUCACCCCUCCCAGUCUGGAUCUCUAUUAGCUGCGGAUAUGCUUGCACACAUCUCGGCCCAUCCCCCCCCACCUCUUGCCAUACUGUCACUUUUGCUACUGAAACUAGAUCGGACACAGCACAUUUUGUUAUGUUGCCCUAUUGAAAGCCUAAUCAAGCAAGGUAAUCAAGAUAACAUGUGGGUAGCACAUUACUUGCCAUCUGCAAAAUUAACUUUUGCGUUGAAUGCCUCUAAGCAACUGACACGUUAAUUUUCUGGCAACUGUGCUUAAAAUGUUCCAUUAAUCAAUAGGUUAUUUUUUAAAGGCUGUGUCAUAUUGUGUAAUGUUGGCUUAAAAUAAAUUGGUAUAUAACAAUCAGCGUUUGUGGUCUGGAUGAAGUUAAUACAAGUUCAGUAGAGGGAAGGUUCAGCCUUACACUUUAACCUAUGCAAGGAGCAUAAGUUGGUGCUUCACACAAUUGUCCAUUUACAAAACUGUGAACCAGGCUGGGUAUAAACCGACAAACGCCAUGAUAUAGAUGCCAUUGUUUUAUUUCACAGUUCCAUGGAUACCAUGUGCUAAAUGGACGUGUGGGUGGAGGAGAAACCAAUUAUCGCACAGAAGUCUAAUGGACAGAGUUUUAUGGGAUAAGAUCUGACCCCAUAGACCAGGACAAUAGGACCAUAGACCAGGACCAUAGACUUGAUUGGUAGAGUCUUCCUGGUAAAAUAAGGCUUUGUCUCUAUUGCACAUUUUAGCGUUGUGUAUCUUUUAUAUUAUAUGUGUUUAUUAAAAUCAACGCUUGAGCUAGGGUAACUUUAAUAUUUGUCCAGAAGCAGCACAAACAAGUCCCAGUCUAACCUGUAUUAGUUGCAUUACACUCCAUAGUAAAUGCUUUCUGUGGCUUUUGUCUAGUGAUAUGCCUCCCUUGGUAAACUAAUCAGCUCCUUUGGCUUCCAAUGUUAUUUCCUAUGUCAAUCCUCUAUUUAUACUCCUACCUCUGAUGUUCGCCUUUAAGACUUCUCUAGGGCUGCACUGUGACUGUGGAACUCCCUUCCCCUCUCCAUUAGACAUUCACCCGGUCUCCAUUCCUUCCAGAAAUCAUUGAAAACUCACUUCUUCAGGAAAGCGUAUCAAUUAAACUGUUAACAUCUCUCCCUCACCGCACCCUGAUUCUUCUCCUGCAACUCUCAUUAAAAUAAAUAAAAACACUAAGCCCUCACGGAAUGCUAUUCUAGCAACCUACUUUUCUAUCCUACCUGGAUCACCUGGCACUCCGACUGGGUACCUCUGUUGAUGGAUGCUCCUAGUGCUUCCCGAAGUCUCCAAGCACUCCACCAGACACCAUAACCACCACAGACCCCACAAACCAUUGCAGCUUGCUUGGGGUCUCGCCGUCUCCUACCCACCCUGGACCUACGACAAGGCUCCAGGUUCCAGUGGGUGAACCUCUCUUUCCCCAGAAAGAGCUCUUACAAGAGCAAAGCAAUCCCUUGUAGCAGAUUUCCCCCAAUAAGAGACAGAACUCUAAAUUGAGGGUGAAGUAGAACUGUUUUAAUGAGCACAAAGGCAUUUCUAAUAUACUGUUUUCCCCACAAGGUUACCACCCAUGUGGACUUUGUGGAGCACAGGACACAAAGUUACAACAGCCAAUAAACAUAGUAUUGUACAGUUAGACACUCCCAGCUAAUGUACACAAGCCCUCCCCUCUGCCUGUGAUACAAUUACAAACACAAUGGACUAACUGAAUUACCACAGACAGAAUAUCCAGUUUUACCCAAAGUCCAGAAACACCCCAAAACAACAACAUAUCCCCACAAAUUAUAAAUCCCUAAGUAGCUCUGAUCUGGGCGAACAACAUAUCUAAAAAUCACCCAGAUCAGAGCAGGGGGUCCCGAAUUCCAUGGAAGUCACAUUUGACCGACCGCAAGCAUGCUUUCAUGCCCAAAAGAGUUCCACAUAUUUAGGCUGUGCGGCCGGUCUAUCUUCUUCCCAUAAUGAAUAAAUUACACGAACGGAUCCGUUCGUGCAGUACUUCGUUGCAAGCGUCUUGUUCGUCAGUUUGUUCUCCAGAAAUAGCGCGCCGUUUGUAUGGAUUUAGCCGAACAUACGGAAGGUGGAAGUCUCAGCGGUGUUCGUGGGAAAUAGUAGCCGAUUAUAGUUCCAGGCGUACAACGAAAAACACAGCUGAGCUUGUUCGGCUAAACAAAAUGGACGCCACCACAUGUCCGUUCAUACGAACUCUGGCCAACCAGCCGUUCGUCAGUUAAGCUGCGGUUAACCACAGCUUCUGGGUGGUUAACGAGCAGCACACUCCACAUGCCGGGUGGUCGGCUGUUCGCCAGUUUGUUUGGUAAACUCGAUUUACCAAACCAGAAUUUUUACAGUCUUGUACCAAAGUUUUAGCCAUGGGCCAUAGUCACAGGGCAGGAGGCUGGCAAGCAGGCCCCUCCAAAAACUCAUGGCAAACUCCCUAAAAAAGGGGAGUUUGUCACACUACCCUUAACCCACUCCCUCUAACAUGUAAGCUCAACUUCUCUGUUCCUGUUCGUCCAACUUGUCUGGUUACAAAUACGUGUCUGUUAGUGCAUCCAUUGUACAGCGCUGCAGAAUUAGUUGUUGCUUUAUUAAUAAUAUGUUGGAAGAGCUGUGGAGUGGUAAUCACACUGUAUCCUCAGCCUCUCUCCCAGCAUAUCAGUUUCUAGAGAGAUUGAAUUAAUUGCUACCGCCCAGACAUGUCACUCUAAAUUGAUCAGGCUGGUGUUGCCCUGAGAUCAUGUGGUUGACCAAUACAGUGUCUCUCACAUCCUGCAUUAAGUUUUGUAAUGCAUAAUGUUAUAUCACCCGCAGAGCAGAACGAGGUGAGGUUUCAAAGCCCAAUCUGCCUGUUGAAAUAACAGACAAAUAAGAGAUAACAGGUAUGUAACAAUUAUACUUUCCCUUUAACCCCUUAAGGACCAAACUUCUGGAAUAAAAGGUAAUCAUGACAUGUCACACAUGUCAUGUGUCCUUAAGGGGUUAAAGGAACACUAUAGUGCUGGGAAUACAAACAUGCGUUCCUAAAUUUAUAGUGCCUGUUUGACUGUUUAGGUCCUCCCCCCCUUCUCCUUAUUACCCCCCCCAACACACACACACACACUAUAGAUUGGUUUGAAAGUGAGUUUCCUAAACACGCCUCAUACACAAUACCACAAACCUCUCAUGCACAUAUACAGUAUAACAGCCUACAUACAAACAAAUGCAACCCUACAAAGCAAUUGCAGCAACUAACACAAGCUGAACACACACCUCAAUUUAAAAAAUAAAAAGGUUUGGCGUGCCAAGGGACUUCAACAUCCUGUUUUAGCAUAGUACUACUAUAAAGUUGCCUACCUGAUUUCUGAGAAGUGUAGGGAAUAUUUAAACUGCCACAUAUAGCCGAAUUUAGAUUGAAAGAAAUUUGCCCUGCAGCCCAAAUAAGCUCACUUGCAAAGAAAUAAAACGGAAAGUGUAUCAACCACGUUUGUUGCAAUGUAGCAGAUUAAUGUCUUUGUGUAGUUGCUUCUGCUGAUUAGAUUGGCCUUACUACAGAGAGGAACAGAGGGAUGAGGGGUGUUUGAAAAGGAAUAGAAGCUCCCUCACUCAAUCACUCACUCCACUUUACCCAGUUUGGAAGUUUCUUUCUUACACUCAGCAAAAGUUUAAUAAACUAGUAUGAUGCCGAGGGUCGAAAAGUUGCUGCUUUUGCCCCAAUAAAGCUGCUAUUUCUGUUAUCCCGGAGCGCCUGAACCGUUUUUUAUUUUGCAUAUAUUGGAAAGGAGGGCUGGCCAGCCCUGGCUUCAGAGCACCUGGGUUAUAUGGUGAGUGCGGUAUCCAGUAUAUUAUUGGCAUCACAAUUAGCAAGGCGCACAAAUUUAAAAGUACGUGGGGUGUCAUCUGCUUUUUUUCACAGUUCUAUUGGUCUUCUUGCAUGUUCCAAGGGAGUGUCCCUGAUAAAGUCUCCACUUCACUACAUGCCUCUCCGAAUGCGGAUAUUGCUGAAUAUCAUUAUAUCAUGUCUUGGUGAGACUGCCUCUUAAAAGGGACAUACCUUGCAGUUUUUCCCACUGGUAUCAAACAGAUUGUAUAUGUGUUCGAUCACCAGAUACCGCUGCUUGAAUUCGGAUUAGAGGUAGUGUUAAGGGUAGGGUUAGGGAAUUGCCGAGGUCCUGAAUUGCUGAACCGAAUUGCUAAAGUCCCGAAUUUUGUAAGAACCGAACCAAAUUUUUUUGCUAAUGCACAUCCCUAUAGUUUAGUAGCCCUUCUCUGAACUCUUUCCAAAGUAUCAAUGUCCUUCUGAAGAUACGGUCUCCAGUACUGUGUACAAUACUCCAAGUGAGGUCUCACCAGUGUUCUGUACAAUGGCAUGAGCACUUCCCUCUUUCUACUGCUAAUACCUCUCCCUAUACAACCAAGCAUUCUGCUAGCAUUUCCUGCUGCUCUAUUACAUUGACUGCCUACCUUUAAGUCAUCAGAAAUAAGCACCCCUAAAUCACUUUCCUCAGAUGUUGAGGGUACUCUGCCCUCGGGUUUUUACAUCCAAGAUGCAUUAUACUGUGUUUAUCAUAUACAACUCCUAGAUGAUGUAAGGGUUUCAGGAAUGAGUAAAUAUAAAUAAUAAAGUGUUAACAGGUGUUUUCUAGAGUCUAGACUCACCCUUUAAUCUGCAUAAUUGAUUUUGUUUUCACCAGGAGUCUUUGACUUAAAAUUUUCUUUGUUCUUAUCUUUACAUGGAAAUUGAUGUAAAUCUUUUUUUAUUUUUUUAUUUGUCCUUUUAGCCUAUUUCUAUAAUUGGUAAAUGCACUCCACUGUCCAAUCCAUCUUGUCCCUCGCCCCUCCCCCCCCCAAACAAAAUCCCUAUUUAGUAGAUAUAUCUCCAAUAAAAAUAGUGUGCCUUUCAUUAUACAUAUUUUCAUUAAUGGUAUAUCUAAAAACAGCUUUCAAAAGCUGCCCAUCUCCUCAUAAGCCUUUGCAAGCCUAGCUGUCAAUCCCUCUUCUAUCCCUGCCAAGACGUUUUGUGACCGUCCAAUCAUAGACUUUUCAAUGCAGCUCCAUGAGAAGCCUUUGCAAGGCAGGUGCGCUGGGCAAUUGUUGCCUCUUGAGUUUAUCUCAACUGAGCUAACCAAACCAGGAAGCAAUAGGACACUUUGACCGAUUGACAGCUAGGUGAAUGUAACAAGGCUAAUUUAGCAAAGUGCUACUUUUUGUAAACUGAAAAAAAGGAGACACACUCUUCAAACAUAAAGUAUUUCAGCAAGCUUUUAUUUUUACUUGUGUUAUUUACUAUAUAUUGAAUAUGGUUUUCUGUCUAUUUCAGCAACUGUAACUGCUAUCUUUCCUUAAUAAAAAUUGAGAUUACGAUUGGAAAGCUUUUAUUAUCUUUCCUAGAUUGGAAAUGUAAGAUAUAUAUAUAUAUAUAUAUAUAUAUAUAUAUAUAUAUAAUGUAAAAGUAGAAAUAUGACAAUUUCGGUAAGAAUGGGAUUUUUAGAAUAAUAACUUUGGAAAUAUUCAAGACAUUUUCUAACAUUGCAAUAUACACCUUAGUUCAUAUUAUCUGAAUAGGAAGUCCUCCUUACUCAGAACUUGUGGUAUACACUGAUCAGCCACAAUAUUAAAACCACCUGUCUAAUAUCGUGUAAGUUCCUUUUGUACUGUCAAAACCGCUAUGAUGCAUCGAGGCAUGGUCUACACAAGACCUGUGAAUGUAUCUGGCACAAAGACAUUAGUAGCAGAUCCUUUAAUGGUACGUGGUCUAGUUCUGAUGCUCAUUAAAGGUGCUUUCGUGGUGAACAGCGGUCAUCAUUGUCACUCUGACUGGUCUGCAGUUACGAUGCCCCAUACACAGCAAAUGUAUUGUGUUGCGACUAGUGAUGUCCCGAACGGUUCGCGAACGGUUUGCCACGAAUGGUUCGCCGGGGACUCAUCAGUGAGUAAACUUUGACCCUGUACCUCACAGUCAGCAGACACAUUCCAGCCAAUCAGAAGCAGACCCUCCCUACCAGACCCUCCCACCUCCUGGACAGCUCACUAAGAAUGCAGCUUCACAAUGAAUGUAAAAUGGAUGCUGUCCAGGAGGUGGGAGGGAGGGUCUUCUGCUGAUUGGCUGGAAUGUGUCUGCUUACUGUGAGGUACAGGGUCAAAGUUUACUCAAUGAUGAGUCCGUGGCGAACCGUUCGGCGAACCGUUCGGGACAUCACUAGUUGCGACACCUUUCUAUCAUGGUCAACACAACGUGUUUUAGCUAUUUGAGCUGCAGUAUUUCUUCUGUGUGAUCUGACCUGACAGACUAGCCUUCACUCCCCACGUGCAUCAUUAUUUAGUCUUGGGCGACUCAUGACUCUGACACCGGUUCACCAGUUGUUCUUCCUUGCACCACUGUUGUCUAGCCAUCACUAUUUGGCUCUUGUUAAAGUCACUCCGGUCUUUUCGCGCGCUCAUGUUUUCCUGCUUCCAACACAUUAAAUUUAAGAACUGACUGUUUAAUUGCUCUUAAUAAAUCCCACCCCUUGACAGGUGAUAUUGUAACAAUAUAAUCAACGUUAUUAACUUUACCUGUCAAUGGUUUAAUUAUUGUGUACACUAGAUGUCACUGUUCAGUUACCUGUUGCAGGUGUGCCUGACUGUUCUCUAAUGAUUCACCGCCUGACAGUGAUUGUAGAAACCAUGCUGAUAAUUAAAUAUCUAUGCAUUUACUUUAAAAGUUUAUUUGAGCUUGAGGUAUUCAAAAUUCAUAGCAAGAUCCUUUUCUUUUGUUUUAGAAAGUGCAGUACCUGCUGAGGUUGUUGCAGCUGUGGAUGUUAAUACUACUGCCAAUGAAGUCUACAAAUACAAUUUUCCCAAAACGCCACUUUGGGCAAAGACUAUAGAGGUGAGUUUAUAUAUUUAUAUGUUAUUCUAAGUGUACAAAUAACGUGAUAUUUUUUAAUUCCCUUCUAAGGGGCAAUUAAAUGGUUUGUAUUGUUUUACCACCCCAGAAUCUAAAGCAAUUUCAAAAUAUCCCAGGAUUCCCUGCAUGCGGCCUGUGGAGAAUUAUGGGUAGAAAUUACUCACAACUUUAUAGAGAGAUACAGUUGCUUAGAAGAGCAGUGUAUCUGUGUUAUACAGUAGUCCUCCGCACAUCCAACUCUAUAGUAUACACUACAGUAGAAUUUACUGGAAAAGUUCUCUUUAACAAUCUCAUCAGUUACGGAAUUAACCUCUUAAGGACACAACUUCUGGAAUAAAAGGGUAUAUCUGGAAUAUUUUUGUCAUGUGUCCUUAAGGGGUUAAACAAAUGUAAGUUUUUUUUUCUUUAAAGUUAUUGGAAACAAAUGGAUUAGCUCUAAACUGGAUGCCAGUUAAUGAAUGUUUAAACAUUAGACCCAUGAAAAAACAAGUUUAAGUUUGUGAAUUUUUAAAUGAGCCGGCUGGAAUGCUUUGUGGCCAAUAUCCUAAGUAAUAUUCAGGUGGGGCCAUGGUGAGCACAUUGUGGUUAAUGCAGGAAAUGUAUUCUUCAGUGCUUGGAAGCUCUUCCUUAAAUGCAAUACUGUACAAUAAACGUGCAAUACUGUACCAUAAACGAUGUCAGUUUUUCCAUAAUGUAGCUACACAACUUCUGAGAGGGCUUCACACUAUUUACAAAGAAAUGCAGAGGAGUAAGGUUACAUAAACAAAUCAUCCACCAUCUUCUAUGUGUUUCUUUAAUAAUACCCUGACAAAAGAAAGUGUUAAAGUCGAUUUAAGAAAAUAGAAAAGAUGCUGAUACCAAGAUCUGUUAUAACAGGGUUUUCGUGAAGGCUAUGCGCAGGAGUUUAAAUAUUCUUGAAAACAUUUAAAAAAAAAUGUGUUUUUUUUUUUUUUUUACAUUUUAAAUCUUGGUGGUUGGUGGGGGUUCAAAACACAUGAUCCACCCCAGGUGCCAAAUGCCCUAGGUACGCCCCCUGAUAGUAUGUACUAUAAACUGGCCCUUGUUUAUUAUUACAGACAGGUAGAACAUAGUAAUCAAGGUAAAACCAGGACAGAUCAGAACUGCUUUUACCAUACCCAUAUAUGUGUUAUUUAACACUUAUCAUUCUCUAGCUACUUAGAACGGCUACAAUACUGUACUUAGAAUGGCAACACACCUUUCAAUAAUGGAAGCUCAUGCAACAAAUACUCCAAUAUCUCUAGAUGUUCUUGAGCACAUGCUUUUUAGAAGGUGUCUGACUGAUGAUCAGGACACUGGAAGAGUAAACCAGUACAGGAAGUCACUGGUCCCAAAACCAGACAGUUCUACCAGAUUUAUAACAGUUGCCUAACAUGUUACAGUGGAUAGUUGUAGAACAUAGAGUUAAUAAUAUAAAAUGAUUCCACUUGGGAGAAUGAAACCGAUUAUACCUCAUGGAUUUUUCUGUAAAUCAGUGAGUAAAAAGAAGUAUAACUCCGGUAAUGUUUGUAGAUGUGUAGCAUAAUAACAAUGUAUGUAAGCAAACCUAGAACAUAUUUUGGGUGGGAUGGUGAAUACAAUCCAUUGGUAAGAAUGUGUAUUAGAUUACUGGGCCCAUUACACCCCAUCGUUUAUAAUGAUGGGGGUGGGGGAAGGAAGGGGGAGUCUUUAUCAGUGUCUGUCAGCUGUGAUCACAAAGGCGACAUGGCAGACACCAAUUCUUUGGCUCUCACCUCAUGCACAUAAUCCACAUCACAUUUGUUAAUUUUUGUGACUCUGGAGGGGAGAGGCACUGAACUUGUGUCAGACAGGGGGAGAUUUUUCUCCUAAAGCUGAACUUUUUCAGAAAAUGUUGCUGGAGUUAGUCCAAAUGUUAAAUGUAAAAACACAAUGUAUUCUCAAAUAUGAUUGCUUUCUUAUGUAGCUAUCUGGUUUCAGUCCUCUAACUGCACUUUAUUAAGGACAUUGCUGAGAUUUUACUUGUGUUUGAAACUCCAGUCUUUAUUUUACUUAAGAUUUGUUCUAAUAUUUCCUGCACAUAUUUUCUAUUGAAAUAGAGGAAAAAGUGCAAUGUUUUCUGUUUCAUACCAAUUCUUUAGCUUCCUGUUAUUUAUUAUUGCAACAUUUUCAUUUGUCUGAAACUCUACGCUGGCUCAAUGCUAGCUUGAUUUGAUAUUUUUUUAAUCUAGAAAGGGAUAUUUACAAUCCUUUCCCACUGGGUCUUUAUAAGUAAAUAACAUAAAACUAUCAGACUCGACAUGCCACUAAGAGGUAGGAAUAUGAUAAAAAAAAAUGUGUGUGUGUAACAAAGAAUCCUCAUUUCUCAUGCAUAGAAAUAAUGAUUCAAUACUUGGUGUUGCAGUGUGAUAAAAACAGUUAAACAAUAAGGUAACCCAUUUUAAAGAUAUGUCAUUAUUAUUAUUAUUUAUAUAGCGCAAGUAAAAUUCCGUAGCGCUGAACAAUGGGUGGACUAACAGACACGUAAUUGUAACCAGACAAAUGGACGUACAGGAACAGAGGGGUUGAGGGCCCUGCUCAAUGAGUUUACAUGCUAGAGGGAGUGGGGUAUAGUGACUCAAAAGGUAUAUGUAGGGUUAAUGAAAUGGGUUGCUAGAAAAGUAAUCACUCAGAACUUAGUAGGUUAUUUUUGACAGUUGCAGGAGAGGAGUCAUGGGGGGAGGCGAGCAUCAGAUGUGGGAGUAUGCAGGGGCCUCGACGGAACAUACUUGCGUAUUAGGGAGGAUAGGUAGGUAGGUUGGAGCAGCAUUAUGUAGGGACUUGUAAGCAAGCACCAGAAUCUUAAAUUGAGCCAUAUAUCUAACUGGAAGCCAAUGGAGAGACUGACAGAGGGGGGAGGUGCGGACGGACAGGAAAAUGAGCCUUGCUGCUGCGUUCAUAAUAGAUUGCAGUGGUGCAAUCUGGAAACACGUAAGGCCACUGAGAAGCUAUGUUUUUGAGAUGGAGGCGGCAUGAUUUGACGAUCAACUGGACAUGAGGGGUGAAGGACAGGUCGGAGUCAAAGCGAGCCUGCGAGGUAGAGGUGAUGGUGGCACCGUUGACUUAGAGGGAGACGGACACGGGAGUAGCAACACUUGAGGGAGGAAAGACCAGAAGUUCUGUUUUGGGCAGGUUGAGUUUAAGGAAGUGAGCAGCCAUCCAAUUGGAAAUCGCGGAGAGGCAGUCAGAGAUGUGAGUCAAGAUGGGCGGAGAUAGAUCAGGAGAGGACAGGUAGAUUUGCGUGUCAUCUGUAUAUAAAUGAUAAUGGAAGCCAAGGGAGGCAGUAUAGAUGGAGAACAGUAGGGGACUAAGGACUGAACCUUGGGGGACACCAACAGAGAGGGGUUGGGGAGAAGAGGCAGAGCCAGAGAAAGAAACACUGUAAAAGCACUGGGAGAGGUAGAAGGAGCACCAGGAGAGAGCAGUAUCUCGUAGACCGAUACUAUAGAGAAUAAGAACGAUCUGUUGAUGAUCAGCAAUGUCAAAGGCAGCAGAAAGAUCAAGGAGAAUUAGGAUUGAGUAAUGAUCGCGAGAUUUAGCAGCGAUUAAAUCGUUGGAUACUUUGGUCACAGCUGUUUCAACAACGUGACGAGCGCAUAAUCUAUACUGAAGCGGGUCAAGCAGAGAGUUGGAUUCAAGGAAGUCUGUCAAUCUCGCAUACACAACUUUUUCAAGGAUCUUGGAGGCAAAUGGCAGUAGCGAUAUAGGGCGGUAGUUGGAUGGAGAGUUGGGGUCGAUGCUUGGCUUUUUCAGAAUUGGCUUAUUCGGUUAUGGUUGCAUGCUUGAAGGGUGAAGGAAAUGUGCUGGAGAAAAGGGAGAGAUUGAAAACUUUAGUUAGAGGAAGAGCAAGAGAGGGAAUAUGAUCAAGGGAACAGGUGGUGGGGCGGGAGGACCGGAGCAGAGCUGAAACCUCUUCUGUUGUAAUUGGUGCGUUUGGUUGAUGUAUUGGAAGGGAAGGGAGAGAGAUUAGAGAGCUCUUCCCUGAUUGUAUAAAUCUUCUCAGUGAAGUGAGUUGCAAAGUUUGAGGCGGACAGGAGGGGGAGGGGGUGGGGGAACUACAGGGCGAAUGAGAGCAUUCAAAGUGUGAAAUAGGCAUUUGGGUUGGUGGGACAGUGUGCUUAUGAGGGUGUUGAAGAAAUUUACUUUUGCAGAGGAAAGAUCCAGAGUGUAGGCGUGCAGCAUAAAUUUAUAGUGGAUGAAGUCAGGUGAUAUCGGGUCAGCAUGGUGUGCCAGGGUUGUAGUUGAGAACACUUGAUGCGUUUAAAUGUAGGAGGUGCCAUGAUGUCAAGUAGAGAGUGGAGUUGUAGAGUGAGGUUGCAGAGAUAGGGCAAGUGCGAUUUCAGAUGGGUAAAAGGAGAAUUUGGAGUUUGGUGUAAAAAUGCUGGAGGUCAAGGUUGUGGAAGUUUCUGCAAGAUUGGAGAGUUGAGGGUGGUGAGAUUUGGGUAUGGGAUAUGCUGAUGUCAAAGUUCAGCAGAUGGUGGUCAGAUAAAGGAAAUCAAACAAUGGAGAGAUUAGAGGUGGUACAGAGAUUGGUGAAGAUGAGGUCAAGAGUGUUUCCUGCUGUAUGAAUUUCUGAAGUAGACAACUGUAUGAGGCCGAAAGAAGAGGUUACAGAGAGCAGAUGGGAGGCAUCAGGGCAGUUGAGGUUGUUGAUGUUAAAGUCUCUAUGUAUGAGGGAAGGAAUGCUAGAAGAGAGUGGGGCGGGAGGCGGGACUGGGUUAAUUCACUUAACUGAAUCCAAUGUCGCUGUUCCUUGGCACAUGGUCUGGGUUUGCUACCGCUCUUCUCCACUCGCCGCAUGUACUCAUUAGGACAGACCCAUAGAGAAGUAUUAAAUCAAUGCUCUUCUAUUGGGUUUCAGCAGAUGCUGGAUGUCCUCACAAAGAGCGUGGGGACGCCCAGCAUCAGUUAGGUGACCAAAAGUCACCUAACGACCCGGAAGUGCCUUUAGUCGCUGUCUAAUAGACAGCCAGUAGAGGGUGGAGUUAACUGCAAUAAUUACAGUUGCAUGGUUAAACUGACAGGGACAGUGCACCUAGACCACUUUAGUGAGCUGAAGUGGUCUGGGUGCUUAUAGUGUCUACAGAGCAUUUUAUUAUGUUACACUAUUAAAUUAAAGGCUGUGUUAGAAUAACUAUGUAUCUUAACUGUCACAUUUUGAAAAUUUACCUUAAUACAGUAUAAUUUGAUAUAGUUCACCACUUGAUCCGAGUGUCAUGCUUAAAAAUCCUGUUAGAUACAAAUCUUUGUAUCACAAUCGCUAUAACAGUAUGCCUGCUUUAGUUGUUAAAAUAGCUAAACUGUUUAAUUAAAUGGACACUAAAGGCACCAAAACAACUUUAGGUUAAUAAGGUGGUUUUGGGGUACAGAUCAUGCCCUUGUAGUCUCACUGUUCAAUACUCUGCUAUUAAAGAGUGAAAUAACUUUGUCUAUACAGCCCUAGUCACACCCCAUUGCACGUGACUUCCACAGCAUUCCUAAACAAUUCCUGUACAGAGAGUUCUAAUUUUUUAACUUUGUUUAUUGCGCAUUCUGUUUAAGUUAAAAUGUUGUAUCUUCUCCUCUGUUAACAGCCUUCUGUGCGUGCUUAAAGUCCAAUAUACAGAGCAGGAGAUAAAAACUUCUAAAUUAAGUUAACAUCUGAUUGAAAAGGUAACCCUUUUUGCAUGCAGGCUCUGUCAGUCACACACAGUGGAGAUGUGGCUAGGGCUGCAUAAACAGAAGCAAAAGUGAUUUAACUCCUAAAUGGCAGCGAAUUGUACAGUGAGACUUCAGGUGCAUGAUCUAUACAUCCAAACUGCUUUAUCAAGCCAAAGUUGUUUUGAUACAUAUAGUAUCCUUUUAAAGACCAUUUAGUUGUUUGAAAUACUGGCAGCCACAAUUAUCCAGCUUAUGAUUCCAGAAGUAAACCGGUUUUACUGUCCCUUUUAACCAAAACACUGACUGAAAUCCUCCUGCCGUAGCCGUGUAAGUUAGAAUUAGUGAGCAUGCAUGUGUGUAUGCUUGUCCUCACUAAUUUAAUUAUAAAUCGACUGCCAAGAUAGAUAAUGCUGACGAUAUGUCCAAUUUGUCUAUGUGCCCGGAGUGUAUAUUUAUCCCACUAAAGACCAUGAUUGGCCACAUUUCUUUGGAUCAUGACGUUAUACAUGUUUUUGGUUGUUAAGGGGGUUAAGUACAUUGCACAAUGUUCCAAAGCUGCACUAUGUUCCACUCCGCCAAUCAAGAGCUUAUUACAAUAUUUUAAUAUAUAAUAUGCAGUUUGUGCAGCCUCAUCUUCAAGGUAUCAAUCUAGAUUGUGUUGCAAUUUUACAAAGUAUGUGCAGUAUGUGUAUUCCUUAUCGCAGUAUUUUUGUGCAGGGAUUAGAUCUUCAGUUAAAGAACACUUGACAGGUGAUUCUGAGAAAAUGGCCAUAACAAUAUCAUUCGUUAUAGUACAAAGGUUAAAUGAUAAAUCAGCACUUCAGUAAAUUGCUGAAGUGAAGCACAAAAUGUGUUAAACAUUAUUCUCUAUGUAACUUAUUAGAACUGUACUGUAUUUAGUCUCAAAUGAAAGACGUCUAGUGCACUACUUGGAAUUGAAAUCUCAAAUGUAGUGGAUACACUUGUCUGUGCUUACAAUUUAUCAUACAUUUAGCUGCUCUUAUAUCAAGCCCUUCUCUUUGGUGUAUUUAUCAAACAAAAUAGGAAAUUGAUUGCAUUAUACAGCAACAAAACAGUUUUUAAGUUGUAUGAGUUGUAUUUAAAAGCAACUGAGAAUAUUUUAGUGAAAAUUUACAUUAUUUAAAUCAACUGAGCAGUAUUUAAAAUAUAUAUUUUAAAUUCUAACAUUUAGUACUCCUUAGAAAGAGGGAUAUCCAUAAAACCUUCCUGUCAAUUUCCUGUAAUUUUUCUAAUAGUUAUAACGACUUAAAAAUAAACAAAAAAUCAUGGAGUGGGACUAAUGUGCAUUCUACUAGAUAUUAUGUUCUGAGCACAUGAAACACAUUGGGACGUUAAGGGACACUAUAGUCACCAGAACAACUACAGUGUAAUGUAGUUGUUCUGGUGAGUAUAAUCAUUCACUGCAGGCAUUUUUAUGUAAGAGAAAAGGCAAUGUUUACAUUACAGCCUAGGGAUACCUCCUGUGGUAUACUUAGGUUUUGUGCUGCCCUAGGCUGGACGGUGCUCGGGCACCCUCCCCUAAUUUAAAUUUUCCCCACCCCUUCCUGUCAAGGCCGCACUUUGGCUGACAGACCCACACUCACUGACAGAUGCACACACUCACUGACAGACGCACACUCUCACUGACAGACGCAGGCGCUGACUGACAGGCGCUGACUGACAGACAGACACACACACACACUCACUCAAAUUCACUGACACACUCAUUCACUGAAACACACAAACUCACUGACACACACACACUCACACAUUCACUGAAACACACACACACACACACACACACACACUCUCACUUACACACAUUCACUCACAUUCAUUAACACACACACACUCACAUUCACUGACGCACAUUUCCCCACACUCAUUAUUAUUAUUUUUUAAAUUUUAAAUCCACCCAGCCUCCCUAUGUUUGGGAUAGCUGGGUGGAUUUCUCACCUGGGGUCCAGUGGGGCUGCUGGGCAGGAAGGCGGCCGGACAUGCUGUUUUCAGCGAGAGAGCACUUUCCCCUGAGCUGUCUGCUCAGCUCCCUUGCACGGCGCAGAGUGAUGCCGGGAGCCGGAAUAUGACGUCAUAUUCCAGUUCCCGGCAUUAUUGUGGGUCACGCGAGGGAGCUGAGCAGAGAGCUCAGGGGAAAGUGGUCCCUCGCCGCCUGCCCGAGAAACAACCGCCCGCAGCCUCCCGGGGGAGCCCAAAGGUGGCCAGCCGGCCAGCUCUUGGGCUCCCAUAAAAAGAGGCAAACAAGGUAAAAUGACAGUUGAAGGAGAGGAGUCAUGGGGGUUGGGGAUAAAAACCUGCAAACAGUUUAACUGAUAUUCUUUCUUGAAGAAGUGAGUUUUCAAUGAUUUUUUGAAUGAGUGUAGACUGGGUGAAAGUCUUACGGCAAAGGGAAAGGAGUUCCACAGAAGAGGUGCAGCCAUGGAAAAGUCUUGGAGGCGAGCAUCAGAGGUGAGAGUACGGACAGGGGAUAUACGUAGGUCUUUGGCAGAGCACAGGGGCCUUGACAGGACAUACUUGUGUAAUAGGAAAUAAUGUAUUCUGAGUAGAAGAGAAUAGUGAAAUUACACAGGGAUUGUGGAAAGAAAUAAAAAAGAAAAUAUCGGUGGUAAAUCCUGCAAGAGGAAAUUGUAUUCGGAUAUUGUGUACACUGGAUAUAUAAAAGUAAUAAAACAAACACAUUGUAAGAAACAAGUUUAGAUUCAUAGGAAGGAGAGAUGGGGACGGUACUUGAGUGAUGACCAACGUUCGAUUUAGUUCAGAGUUGAUGAGGAAUAUACACACUGUAUAGUAUAUUUGCACACAACUAAAUUCCACCUAAUUCUGAACACAGCUCUUUUAUUCGAUCCUUGAUUACAUUACCAAAUCUGACACGUGCAUAGCUAUCUAUUAACAUUAUAUUAUCACAGCUUCAACCUUGUGUUUGUUGUUAGGAAAUUCUCUUUUUUGGACAUUUCUAAUCAUCUUAUUAUUUGAUGAUAUUUUUAUCAUUGCUGGCUUUUAUAAAGCGCCAACAUAUCUUAUCAAAUAAUUGACAUAUUGAUUUUGAUUACCACAACCUUUGGUACCAAGUACAAUAAAUGUGUUCAGUGCUUAACACUGUAGAAAAAAAAUGAAUCCCUUUUCCAGGUAUGAGCUUUGUUUAGUAAUAGUGCUGGUCUUCAUUCCUUUUGCGUAUAAUGACUUUACAUUCUUACAUCCCAUAUAUUGAAAUAUUGAUUAUUUUAAGCAUUUGAAAGAUUCCCAUGAAACACGAGGGGGACAGUGCGUUACAUCCCCAUCAUCUAAUUUACUCAGCAUCUCAAUAUGAAUAUGUCAUUAUCAAGUUUGUUGUUUCUAUUUUAUCUCCUGAGUCCAUACUGUAAACACUAAAAUACACUUUUUACUCUUUCGUAGUUUUUAUUCUUUUGAACCUGACUGGUGAUCACAAUAAUAUUGUAGCACAUUUGCUGCAAACAGGACAUACGUUUGAUAGAGUGUGUUUUUAUGUUACAUCAAAAUUUCCAUUAAACUGGAGUUCAAACAUUCCAAUGAGACGUUUUGUUUCUUUAUGACAGGGAAUAACAUUAAAGGAGUUUGAUGCUUUGGAUUUUGACAUGAUCUUGAUGAGCCCGCCAUGCCAGCCGUUUACAAGGUAUGUUUUUGUAAUAACCAUUAUCAUACUAACAUGGUUUCUUCAUGUCGCACUGUACACAGUUAUCAGUUGUAGCCAAACUGCUGAUAGUCCGUUAUCCUCUUAACCUUAAUAAAACAUUGCUUCAUGCGGUGAUAACAUCUAGACCAGGGUUGAAAACCUUUUAGUAGUACUUUACCAAAACAAGAUCUUAAUGUCCCUUGGAAUGCCGGUCCUAUUUUUUUUUUUUUAAUUGAGGUGUGUUGUCAUAUUGUGCUUGUGUUUGUGUUUAUUGGUGCUGCAGUUGCUUUGUAAUGUUAGAUUUUAGUGUAUGUGGGCUGUUAUAUUGUAUAUGUUUAUGAGUAGUUUGGGGUAUUGUGUAUGAUACCUAUGAAUAUGGGCUGUGUAUCGGAGCUGCUUGUGAAAUUGUGUCUGGAUGAUAUGUUAUGUCACAUUGUGAGUUUGGUGGUGUGUGUGGCGGUUUGUGGUAGUGCAUGUGAGAGGCUGCUGGUGGAGUUGUGUGCGUGUAUGUGAAUUGUCAGUGGUGUUGUGUUUGUGGGGACUGUGUGUGUUUGUAUGUGGGCUGUUUGUAUUAUUUGUAUGAGGAUGAGUGUUCUUCAGCAGCUCUGUGUAGAUCUAGCAGUGUGUGUGUGGCUUCUGGGAACCAGGCUGGCCAGGUACAGGUCAGGGGCAGGAGCUGAGAUAGCUGCUGCAGCCUGCUUUACUCCACUGCGAAUUCCUGGGCCUCACUGGGACUCCUGAUGGGCCAGAGCCUGUUUGGCUCAGGCAGUACCUCAUGCAUGGCACACGUGCUAUCCCUGAUCAAGACUAUUAUUUCCAUGUGUUAACAGUUUUUUAAUAUUUUAAAGUAUUUUAUCAGGUUAUUUACAAAGGUCCGAAUUAGGAAAAACCAUCAGACUACAUAUGGGCAUAUGUGUACUCCAAAAUCCUGACAUUGUUGAUAAAAUUCAAAUAUCUGGAUUGUGUAAAUGAGGCCCAGGAACAGGCCUGAAUUUGGUCUGGAUGAACACCUCGGCAAUGCAAGCUUUAAUUAUGUGGCAACUGGCCAGAGCCACCAUAUGGGGAAAAAAAAUAAUAAUCCUAUAAUGAAGGUAUUGUACCUCCCUACGCCUCCACCUGCCAUGUGGUUGAUGACUAAGUUUACUAAUUUUUUUUAAAACUAGUGACUGGGAGUUGCUGCCCAGUCACAAGAAUACGCUUCUUUAAAUAUUACUGGGGAAGGACCUAGCGUCCCGCCCCUUCCACCAUGGCUCUCAACCAUGGGAAAUGGGUGGGGUUCUUAAUAUUAAUAAUAGAGUGGGGACGUAGUGUCAGCCCCCAUGGCUCUCGACCAUGGGCAAUGGGUGGGGUUCUUAAUAUUAAUAAUAAAGAGUGGGGACCUAGUGGCAGCCCCCCUGGCCUCCACCCAGGAACGACUUAUAAUAAAGGGUUGCGAGCUAGUGUCUCCCAAGUCCCCAACUAUGGGCAGUGGGUGGGAGCACUAAAUAAUUUCCCAUUGUUCAGCGCUACGGAAUUUUUCUGGCCGCUAUAUAAAUAAUAAUAAAAUAGGGGGCGUGGACAUGCCCUUGUAAACCCCCAAAUAAUAGCAUGUUGGUAAUUAAUUCCUUUAAUUAAAUUACUUUUAUUCUUCCAUUGUAAAAUGACAUUUGUAGGCAACAGGACGGGGGUGAGGUGGGGGAGUCUUCCCCAAAUCUAAUACAUCUUUACUGCUUUUAUAUAGGCUUUUAACUUACACAUUUGGGAGAAUGGGAGAUGCACAUUCAUACCUAGUGUACAUACCAGAAUAAAAGGAGAACUGAAACACAGUGCUUUUCCUUAUUACACGUACGUGGUUAACCAUUAGGAUGCUGCGGAGUUCUUUGAGGAAAAACCUUUGUUCAAAGAGACAAUCAGGUCCAGACCUGAAGUAUAAAUGCUCCACUCGUCUCACUAUGAUCCUUCUUUAUUCCAUGUGUUGAAUAUAUGGCGAGACAUCUGCCGUUGUUGUAAUGUGCUUUUUUUUCUCUUAGGAUAGGCUUACAGGGUGACGUGUCUGAUCCGCGAGCAAAGAGUUUCCUUUAUAUUCUUGACAUCCUCCCAAGGUACAUGUUUUCUACUCAAAGGGACACUAUAGUCUGCAGAACAACUACAGUUUAUUGACUUUGUUCUGGUAAGUAUAAUCAUUCCCUUCAGGCUAUUUGCAGUAAACAUUGUCUUUUCAGAGAAAAUGCAGUGUUUACAUUACAGCCUAGGGAUACCUGCACUGGCCAUUUCUCAGGUGGCUACUAAAGGUGCUUCCUGGGGCAGUGCUGCACAAUGUGUCUCUACCUUCUACAUGGAGACACUGAACUGUCUUCAUAGAGAUACAUUGAUUUAAUGCAUCUAAAUGAGGAGAUGCUGAUUGGCCAGGGCUAUAUUUGACUUGUGCUGACUCUGCCCCUGAUCUGCCUCCUUGACAGUCUCGGCCAAUGCUAUGGGAAAGCAUUGUGAUUGGCUCAGAGAAUCACUUCUGAUGAAGUCAGCUAAGCAGGCAGAUCGUGGGAAAAGGCAGCAGCUGCAGACUUGAAUACAAGUAAGAUUUUACUAUAUUUAGGGAGGUGGGGGGGUGGGUAGAUGGUGGUUUUAACACUAUAGGGUCAGGAAUACAUAUGUGUGUUCCAGAUCCUAUAAUGUUCCUUUAGUGUUUGAUAAAAUAAGAAAUAAACACACAACCACAUGUGAAAGAAGCGCUAAUGCUUCAACUUCAACUCAAACACGUAUAAAAAAAGUACUUUCAGAAACAAAUACAUAUGCAGACAUCAUGGAGCACUGGCAUUAUGUGGCAUGCCCAGGUAUUCUUCAGUUCUUCUAGAACGUCUGUAUUUCAUAUCAGGCAGCAGUCUGCAAUUCGGUUUCCAUUAGGACACUGUAUAGGGAAAAGAAAAACAACUUGUCUGUUUAAAUAAUACUGUUGCAGACAGCAGCACAACUUCUGACUCCUGUUAUUGUACUCAAGAAAUGAGGUAACGCUUUAUCAUUUUUAUUUUUGUUAACUCUGUUUAUAUUUACAGGUUGAAGAAGCUUCCCUCUUACAUUCUUUUAGAAAAUGUGAAAGGAUUUGAAUCAUCAGUAGCCAGGUACUAUUUGUUAUGUGUUUUGUGUGUGUAUAGCUAAAGUAAAUUUUCUCGGUUUUAGCAUUUUUGCUGUCCUUUUUAUAGACUUACAGCAUGUAAGUUAUAUUUUAAUUCUCCAAGUGUAUCAAUGAUAACGUGUGAUUUAAAUGAGAAUUAAUUAUACCUACAAACUCUGGCAUUCAGAGAAGCGGGACACCGGUGGGAGGGGUGUACAGGGGGCGGACUGGCCAUACUGUUGCAUCACUGGAUCCUGGCUGCUUGCCAAUUAAUCAGGCCAGCCCACUGAGGGCAGACUGUUUUAUUACUCCCUGCAGAGUCCUGGUACCCUGUACGUAGGUCAAGCGUGUCUAUUGAUGCACUCAUGCUUUGCUUGUUGGGGACAGUUCCUGGGUGUACCCAAAAGUAGAAGUCGGGACGGCAGGACAGAACCGAAAUAAUGGGGACUAUCCUGGUGAAAUUGGGAUGGAUGGGAGGCCUGAACGUGAGAUAGUAAAAUCACCAGCAAGCAUGAACGUUCUUUUUAACUUCAUCUAACACCAUACACACUCAUCUGUUCUGCCCCAUAAGGCUUAGGAUAUGGCCACACAGUAAACCCUUUAGAUGACUGUCCUGUAACGAAAUUAGCAUCUACAAUAACUGCGAUAUCUGAAAUUUUGUUUUUCGUUUCUAUAAAACAUGUUUUGUGAAUAAAUAUGAAGAAUGACAGUAAAAACUGAAAGCUUGAUGUAAACUUUAAUUUGUACUUUCAAAUUGUGCAUGAACUGCAUCACAGGGAGGCUGGAGUGAAGUCCCCAUCUCCAUGCAGAAAAGUAAAUACAGGUCUGGAACCCUGAAUGGGCAAUUUAAAUAAACCUCUACCUGUAGAAUUUAACCCCUUAAAGACACGUGACAUGUGUGACAUGUCAUAAUUCCCUUUUAUUCCAGAAGUUUGGUCCUUACGGGGUUAAUGCAAAAAUAGAAAUUCCUCUAUUCAACAUAAUUACAAUAAAAACAGUUGUGAUGAUCAGGGAGGAAGGGGAAAAAGCAAUCUAAUGUAUUUUAUACUGUUUUAUACGCACUUCAUCAGAGAAUAUUUAUUCACAGAGAACCUGUAGUUCCUGUGGAUGCAAACAUUGCAAAAUGACAGCAUAUUAAACCAUUAUUUCUACACUUCUAUUGAUUUUUUACAAUGUAUUUUUUUUUCUUGUUCUGUGGGAAGAGCUCAUGAUAUAAAUUUGCUGUUUAUGACCCCAAUUACAGCUUUUAAACAAUGAAACAUUUUUGUCCUUUUCAGAGAAAACUUAAUUAAAACAUUACAGACUUGUGGAUAUCACUAUCAAGAGUUUCUCUUAUCACCAACGUGUGUAAGUUAAAUAUUGUUAACUAUAAUUUAUGGUUUGUCACUCACGGCUUAUAGGAGCACCAUAUAGGGUUUCACAUUGGUAGGUUGUGAUAUCCAGAAAAGUAUAAUUAAAAUAGUUCCCAUUUGCCCUGUGAUAGCAUAAUCUGCCAGGUUCACCAAAUACAGAAUGAUUCUAAACUGUGUUUAACCCCUUCUCGCUCACAUAAGUCUGUGAUCCUGUCUUAAAACCGUUACCAUGAAGUUAGAAGCUAGAGCACCACCAAUAUACUGAGGUGGGGACGAGCAAGUGACAUGUGGAAAGGGCUUCCACCAUCCAUGCAGCACUACCCCAGGAAGCACCUUGCUUGGGCAUUGCGUUGACAGGCACUUCUGCAAGGUUAGAGAGGAACCACAUAAACAGGAUUAUAGGUCUGACCGAAGACCAAAAACAUGCAGAUAAGGGGUAACCCUAGAGAUGAUGACAUAUAAAUAAAAAAUGAAAAAAAUAUACCCAACGCAAGAAAUAUUUGCCAGCUUUAGUCUAUGGAGGGGCGGCAGCUUCUGCAAGGUUGUCAAUGCAUGGAGUGCUGUAGCAAUUGCUCUGUUAUGGGCAGUUCAGUAGACUACAUAGUUCUUAGUCUGCGCUUAACACAGACUCUUUGCUGUUGUCCAAAAUAUAUACUGUCCUGCCAAAUCUGUGACUUCUGAUAAGUGGUUGGAAACAAUAUACAUGCAGCUUGUUAUCUGCUGGCUGAUGCCUGGCCAGCUUCCCUCUUCUACAGUAGCCCAGUCUAGGUGCUAUGUUUAAUAAAUUCACUAAAGCUUAUUAUGCUCAGUUUAAAUGGUGGCCAAACACACUGUAGAAAUUCAAUAUAUUAGAUGCUUACAUUUUAUGGAUCUUAAGGACUAGAUAACAUAUGCAACUUGUAAACGUUGUUAUGUUUCUGUAAUAAUUUGUUGGUGUUUGUUGAUAGCUGGGAAAAGUAAUGGUACAAGAAAACAUACAAUGCCUGGAUCUUUAUAGAGCUCACUUAAACUGGCAAUACUAUAAUGUGCAUGUUUAAUCAUUUUAUAUUUAUUUUAACAUUUUAUUUUAUUUAACCAAUUAUUUUAUAGUACCCUGCCAUCCAUACAUUGGUAUUACUCAUAUGUAAAACUCAAUAAUGAGCACAGUAGGUCAUAUUGUCAAUUGAUGUCUAAUAUCUUAGAGAAUAUUAUGACAUCAAACAGGGGGACAGUUUAUGAAGUUAGCUAGGUUGAGGUGAAUGUGAUUUAAGAAAAUUUAAAAUUUUGAAGUCAGCUGAGUCAAGUGAGUCAUCUUUAAAUGAGUGCGUUUUUAUACGAACAUUAUAGGGUCAGAAACAAAACAUGUAUUCCUGGCUGAGAUUGCCAAGGAGGCGGGCCGGGGCAGGGCCUAAUGCCUUGCUGGCCAAUCAGCAUCUCCUCAUAGAGAUGCAUUGAAUCAGUGCAUCUCUAUGGAGAAAGUUCGGUGUCCCCAUGUGGGGUGUGGAGACAUUGAACGUCAAUGCUGCACACUGUGCAGCACUUACCCAGGAAACACCUCUAGUGGCAACUGGAGAUCACACUAGGCAGCAAUGUAAACACUGACUGUUUUCUGAAAAGACAAUGUUUACUGCCAAAAGCCUGUAGGGACUGACUACUCUCACCAAAACAACUAGGUGAAGCUGCAAUCUGGAGACCAUAGUGUCCCUUUAAGCAUUGUUCCAAAUAUACUAAGCAAGGUAAAUGUUAUGGAGAUGAAGGAACAUAGAGGAUGGAUAAGACUAUAGAGGAAUAUUUGAGAAAACAGUAUUGUUUUGAAUUUUGUGAAAUGGAAUAAUGUGUUUUUUUUUUUGUUUUUUUUUUUAGCAAAACAAUGAAGAAAGAAUGUCCUAAAUUUUGCAGUUACAUUUCACCUCACACUUUAAAAACUAGAACGCAAAAUGUAUAAAGUGCCAUUUAUGUAACUGCUUUAGAAUUACUCACUCAAAUGCUUGUUUUUCUGUUUUUGUUUAGUUGUUAUGUCUUUUUUUAGGCAGAUAUAAAUUUUCUUGUUUUCCAGCAUGUUCCUGCUCAUUUCUCAUCUUUAAUUAUAUUUUUAAUUGGGGCAUGUUUUGAAGUGUUUGUUUUCAUUUAACUAGAUUGGGAUUCCAAAUUCAAGACUGCGGUACUUUCUGAUUGCAAAGCUUCAAAAAGAACAAUUUGCAUUCCAGGUCACCAAUCAAGUAAGCUUCCAAAUAAUAAUACAAUGCAACUGCCCACACCAUAUCGUUAUUAUAUGUAUAAUGCUUUGAUUUGGUUGCUUAUUCACGGUUACAUUAUGUAUUCUUUCUGUGUGUGUGUGUUUUCUUCUUAACUUAUUAUAAGUUUCUCUUGUUUUGUGCUAAACCAUGAAAUUUAGAAUGUUCGAGUGUGUUGUUUUGCUUUAUGAUAAUACAAGUAGUGUGUGUGUGUGUAUAUAUGUAUGUAUGUAUAUGUAUGUGUAUAUAUAUAUAUAUAUAUAUAUGUAGCAAAUCUAUAAGAUGACCUCAAAAGAAGUACAUUUUAACAGCGACAUAUACUUUCUAUCCAUCUGCAAGAAAAGACAGCUGAUCCCCAAAGGACUAAACAUCAAAAAUCCACUUGCUACUACGCACAAAUAGCAGUAUGCUGGAAACCUGGGUAAACGUAGUGAGAAACUAAGGAACUAUCUUAUCCACCAUCUCUACAACAAAUUUUUUUAGCAUACAACACAAAAAAAAAUAUCUACUCCAAAAACAACGUGAUAAUCUAUAUAUUGCAGAACAACUAGAAAAUGAAUGACACUAUCCAGGAGGUGGGAGGGUCUGGGAGGGAGGGUCUGCUGGAGAUUGGCCGGGAUGUGUCAGCUGACCGGAGUUCGUGGCGAACCGUGGUGAGCCGUUCGCGGGAAGUUCGCGAACGUUUCGCGACAUCACUAGAACUCUCACAGAACAGAUCUCAGGUCUGAUAGAAAAUACCCUAAAACCUUUUGUCUCCAACAGCCUCUUAAAAGACACCACUGACUUCCUUAACAAGCUCAGCCAAAUCACCAAUCUCCCUGCGAACACCAUCCUUGUAACGAUGGAUGUGGAAUCUAUGUACAGCAACAUUCCACAUACAGAUGGCAUUAAUGCUUGUUUCCAAUUUCUCUUAUACUGACAACCAAAAAUACAGCUGCCAAAUUAUCACAGAACUGGCACUAUUCAUCCUCACACAUAAUUAUUUCAGUUGUAAUGAGGUUUACCUACAAACAAUGGGUACUAAGAUGGCACCCCAAUAUGCUAAUCUGUUUAUAGCAGAUCUAGAACAGAGAUUCCUAGAAAUACAGCACACCAAGCCAUACAAAUAUUGGACUGAAAGCGAAGAAAAACCUCAUACAAUUCCAUGACUCUCUUAACUCAUUCCAUCAAUCAAACUAAAAAUGGAAUAUUCACAAGAUCUGUGUAUUUUCUGGACACCACUGUGGCAUGUAACAAUGGCACAGCCCACACCUCGGUUUACAGAAAGCCCACAGACAGAUGCAGUUACCAUCAGAGCUCCAGCUUUCACCCCUCCCAUACUAAACAGGGCAACAUCUACAGCCAAGCAACUAGGUACCAUCACAUAUGUUCUGACCCAAAUGAGCGUAAUUUACAUCUAUAAUGCACUUUCCCAAUCUUUGAGACAGGCUACAAACCAAGGAUUAUUACCAAACAAAUCCACUCUGCUGUAAAAACUGCUGCAGUACAGAUAGAAAUAGAUAUGUACACGUGUACCACUUGUGGUCACCUACAACCCAGAUCUUGAGGAAAUACGGAAAAUCAUUAAAGAUCUACAACCAAUGUUAGCAGAAGAUGAGGCAGAUGCCCAUUUUGGACUUUAGGCAGCCACCAAACCUCCAACAAAAACUAUUCAUCAGGAAACUACCCACUGAUCAGAAGAAUAAAGGAAACAGACAAUGUUAAAAACCGCGCUGCAAAAAAACUGCCAGCACAUAUACACAGACAACGCAGCCAUCCACAACAAUAAAACUUCUGCAUUAAGGGUUCAUACUCCUUCACAUGUGGUAUACAUGAUUCAAUACACCAAAUGCCACCUCGGAUGCUACAUUGGGUAACCCACCCAGCAAUUAAAUGGCAGAAUGAAUAUGCACAGACACUCCAUUAAACACCACAAAGAAGAAUACUAGUGCACUCCUUCGGGACACCAUUUUACCCAGCCCGGCCACUCAAUCAAGGAUCUUCAAAUCAAAAUACUGAAAGGGGAUUUUAAAAAAGAAAGAAAAAUUUUUGAAGUCAGAAUUAUUACAUUUUUUUAACAGCAAGAAUAGAAGACUAAAUGUUGUUUUGGGUUUCCUGUCCCACUACCAACAUUUUAUAUGACCCCCCCGACCAUUCAUUACCUCACUGUUCUGUCAUAUGUAUCCAUAUUUUAAAAUGCAUUCCAAUGACGUGUAUUAUAUCAAUAUAUAAAGUACUAUGUAUAGACAUAUGCUUUCCCAUACUAAAAUGUAUGCAUAUAUAUGUGGGUGUGCAUUUACACUACGUAUGUGUGUUUGUGUCUGUGCAUAUGUGUAUGUUGUAUAUAGGCCUUCGUGCACAUUCUAGAACCCUUGGAUGUGAAUUCAUACACUAUUAAUCUAAGUAAUUUAAUUUUUUACUCUCCUCUUCUAGCACCAUCUUCUGUACUGUUUUUUUUCUUCUUCUUUUUUCUAUCUUUCCCCAUUCACUAUGUGAUCUUCACACAAGGUUUUUACAACCCUCUGUGAGAAUGGUGUCUAUUUUCUAUAAAACCUGUGUCUUAUUCGCACUCAUGUUGCUUUAACCCCUGUAUCACAACUCAACUUUGAAUUCUACGUGUCGUCUUUGCUCAGAAAUGGUUUAGACUUGAGAAAGGGAGGUUCUCCCAAAAGUCCUUACAAAAUUCUGUUAGUCCAAUAAAAAAGGUAUUACAAGAUACAAAUUGUAUCUGUAUAUUUAUGUGUGUAUGUAUAUAAUUUAAAAUGACUUUACAUUGAUUUCUGCACUUGCUCUGAAUAUCAAGUUGAUUCAUAUUUGCGUAUUAAUAUUAACAGCUUGUCAUUUUGACUUUCCCAUUAGAUACUUGAAGGAUUUCCUGCCUGUGACACUAUGAGUUCCUUUGAAUCUCCUUGCUCUGUUACAGUAAAGUCUUUGGGAGGAAAUAUUGAAACAGAUGUAAAUCAGCAAAAUGCGAUAAGCCAUCCUCAGUGCAACCCCAUACCGCACUCAGAUGGAACCUUUCUCUACAAGUUGGAAACAGCUGAGGAACUAGAGAGGAAACAAAGCCAGAACAAUGACUCUUCCACCCAAAUGUUAGAAGAGUUUCUUGAGAAAAAUGAAGAAAAAGACAUGAGCCAAUUUUUUCUCCCGCCAAAGUCGUUACUGCGAUACGCUUUAAUUCUGGAUAUUGUCCAAACAACGAGUAGACGUUCAACUUGCUUUACAAAAGGGUGAGUACUAACAUUUGUGAUCUGCAGUCAUUCUCUUUAGUAUAUGGGGAUACAUGUGUCUGAUGCUUGAUUGAUUUAUAAAGCCUAAUGAAAUUCCCAAACCUAUGGUUAUGUCAGUAUAAUUAAGGUCUUGAUAGACCAAUCUAGUGGUCAGAUUUACAUUUAGUUCUUGCCCACUGAUUAGUUAAAGAGAGAGACUUUGAGCCAUAACCUCUAAAGCCCAUUGUAGUGGUUAUGGUCCUAUGAGGCUGUAGACACUUUUCCCUGGUUCUGUAUUAUACUGUUUUCAUGUGUUUUGACAAAAACUAGAUUUCCCCAAAGCACUAGGAGCCCAGCUCUUCACUCACAGCCUUGCAUUGGUGUCUAAAUAUGAAUGAAACGGAUAUUGUCUAUGCAGUAUUGCAGCCGACACAUUAGCAAUAUGGCUUGGGGCUGGGCAGCAGGUCAGACCUCUUCACCCUCAAAAACAGUCUGACAGUGAAUUGUGGUAUGGUGUCACAAAAUAUCACAUUCCUUUAAAAGUUCACCAGCUGAGGGUCUUGGUUAUCAGAAGAUGCAUUUAGAAUAUAAAGCCCAUUCACCCAAAGACUAGAGUUUCCCCAUCUCAUUUAAAGGAUAUUGUAUUUUGUUGAGGAGCACUAGUGUGUAGUAGUUGCUAGGUUAAAUAUGGCUGAAAAGUUUUAUUUAUGGCAGUAUCCUCAAGUCAAAUUUGGUUAAGUCAUUGUGUUACACAUACUGGUACAUCAACCACAGGUAGAGGCUUCUACUGGAGUGUCACAUACUGCUCUCACACUAACAGUUGGAUUUACUGAGGGCAGGAAAAAAAAAUAUGCUAAAAAUUGCAAUUGGUGAUAGAGGACACACCUACGAACUGCCAUUUAACUAUAUUGAAUGUCAAUUUGGAAUUUCUUUGAUUAGUUAGAAUAAAAAACAAAAUGUGUUUUUCCAAAUGGUUUAUUAAAAUGAUAAUUUUUUAAUUUAAUUUUUUUAGUUACGGGCAUUAUGUGGAAGGCACGGGUUCUGUCUUACAGACCGCUACAGACAUUGAGGUUUGUUUGGCUGUUUUUUGUUUUUUUGCUCAAAAAUUAUAAAUACAACAAUUAUUAUAUCUUGAAUCUUAAUUUGCAGUUCCCAGUAGAAGCGUCACAUGAAAUACAGUCAUUAUUAUUUUAGAACAGACUCGGUACCUGUUUAAAGGUCAAACAUUUGUUUUGUUGCAUAGACUUUAGAUGAACCGCAUAUUGUCAAGGCAACUAUUUUCUGGAACAUUUACAAAUUAAAUUUCGAUGAGCUGGAAUGAUUGGAUCACAAUUAUUAUUCUGCUUUAAUGUUAGUGACCCUCAGCUCUGGUCAUCUUUGAUGUGGAAGAUAUUUUUGAGAUGGUAAAUAUCAUUUACCUUCCUGAUAAAAUUGCCCCUCAUUACUGUUGGAGAAUGGUAGUUUUAUUUUUGUAGAGCAUUGGCAGCCAAAAGCCUGUCUGUGUCACUGAAUGGUUUAUUAGUUCUGGACAAUAGCGAUCCUAUUAAGUGGACGGGUGAAAUGUUCAGCCAAGUUAAAAAAUGUCUCAGUGAUUUUCACAAACACUGUUUCUGCUUGUUGGGCUGAAUACAUUUAUUGGGAGUUUGUUGACAUUUUAAUCUGCCUGGUCAUUGUAGAAUCUGCAGAGGAACACGAUGAUAGCCUGCAUUGGUGUUUGAUUUAAUUGAAGUUCAGCUUUUCUAACUGCAUCCAAUAACAUUUCCCUCUGAAAUAAAUUGUUACAUUAUAAUUUUGCAAGCUUAUUUUAUAUGUUUUUUUUUUUUUUAUUAUUAUUUUUUUUAUAUUUUGAAAUUCAGAUAAGUUCUGCAUAUGAAUCACUGGAGACGUUGAACGAUGAGGAGAAACUUGCAAAAUUAUCCACCUUGAAAUUAAGAUAUUUUACUCCCAAAGAAAUAGCUAAUCUUCAUGGAUUUCCUCUGCAGUUUGGUAUGUAGACAUAUCUUAAUAAUAAACCAUAUCAACUCUUCUUUUUAUGACCUUCAGCUACAGCAUGUGUUAGUCCUAGGUAGGCAAGUAGAAUUCUUAUUACCUAUGAAUCUGCUGAGUUUAUCACAAAAUGCAGUAAAGGAACACUCUAACAUUAGAAAUACAAAUCCAUACAGUGUAAGUAUUAUUUAGAUAUCUGGGACCUUCCCCAAAUAGGCAAAAUAACAUUCACUUACCUUCUUUCUUGUUGCAGUCACACCUCCUGCACUGGCUGAGAUCAUAAAUACUGAUGAUCUUAGCCAAGCCAAUGCUUCAUAAGGAAGCAUAGGGAGGCUAUUGCACAUGUGCGCGAAUCGCCAAGCCACUCAAGAAGAUGCAUUGUCUCAAUCUUUGCAGGACUGCAUGUAGGAAGCCCCUUCUAGUGGCUGUCCUCGUAAUAUCCACUAGAGGUGGCAUUAGGCAACAAUUGAACUGCCAUUUCUCAUAAACGGUAGUGUUUACUCGGUUCAGCCUGCAGAAACAGUCACUUUGCCUCUGAACCACUACAUUAAGCUGUAGUGGUUCUGGUUUUUAGUGACCCUUUGGGAGCUGCCAGUACUCGCAACCAACUCAACAGCCAUGAAUUUACCUUGAGUCCAAUCCUAUUGGAUGUCAGUGGGGAAACACUCAUGGAAUAACGAAAGCUGUAUUAUGGCAGCUGAAGGACAGAACUACUUACCUUUCUCAGGUACACAUUAAGUACAGGCUAUAGUCCAGGCUUUUUUUUUUUUUUUUUUAAAUGCAGCAUUUCCUGUGUGUAAUCUAUUUAUUUCCCUUUAGGUUUUCCUGAGAAGAUAACAACAAAACAACAAUAUAGACUGCUUGGGAACAGCCUUAACGUGCACAUUGUAGCCAAACUCAUCACCGUUUUACUUCAAUCCCGCUGAUAUUAUUGCAAGUUGUGGAGUUGAUAAUGUUCCUCAAGUCAAGCUUUUUAUGUUUGUACACAGACUGUAUGAAAAUAAAGUAAAUAAAUGCAUAUCGAAUGUAAUAUUAUGAUUAUUACUAUUAAAA
Molecule: messenger RNA, 35420 nt
Organism: Pelobates cultripes (western spadefoot toad)
Lineage: Eukaryota; Metazoa; Chordata; Amphibia; Anura; Pelobatidae
Source: the annotation of a GenBank genome assembly